UAAUAUUAUAAUAUUAAUAUUAAAUCGAGAGUCGUGUCGAUAUCGCGCGACUUUUAUACUUUUAAUAAUAAUGUAAUGUAUAAAUCGGUAUCGGACGAUCGAGCGGCGCUCGUGACACACGCGUGUGGCACUAUAUAUACAGAAUAUGCAUCGUGUGUGCUCGCUCGCGUACAAAAAUAUUUUUAAUACGUGCACGCAUACGUAAACACACGUUCUCGCAGUGCCUCUCUGGAGGCUCGCUCGUAUGAUACUCGGUAAUACGUCGGCGACGCAAGCGCUGCUGCUGCUUUUGCUGUCAGCGAGUAUACAGCUCGCGAGUAGCAGCAGACGUCGACUCGCACCGCCGGCUUUUUUUUGACGCCGAUGCACCGACGCGCACUCGAAGAUUUUUGUUGUCUAUGUAUGAAACCGCGAGUGCUCCACCCUAUUUUUUUAUUUUUGUGCCGAAGGGAGAGACAAGUGCACGACCUUCGUGGGCGAAGACCUGCAUGGAGCUGUGGUGCAAAGGGGUGUUAAAGGGUUGACGCAGCCUAAAAUAUAAACAAUCAGUCAUCAUCAACAUCGAGAUCAACGACGAUAUUAAAAAACAUCGUCAUCGUCGUCGCUGACGUUGUGCCGCCGCCACCACCACCACCACCACCACCACCAGCGAGUCAUUAUGCAGUCUUCGUCUUCUCAGCUGCUGCUGCUGCGGCUGCGACUGCCGCUACUGCCACCGCUGCUGCUGCUGCUGCUGCUGCUGCUACUACUUCGGCCGCUAUAAAAGCACAAGUAUCACACACGCACCGCUGCAGUAUCAUAUAUAAUUAAUAAUAUAGAAGUUGUGCUCUGCCGCUGUUGCUGCUCUCGGGCUGCCAACGCACGCCAGGCGACGACCCGCGCGUGUGUGCGUGUGUCUGUGCAUGUGUGCUCGUGUGCUGAUGUGUGUGUGGUUCAUUUUUGACAGAAGACUCACGUGUGUGCUUUGAUACGGUGUGUUUUUUCUGUAAAAGACAAUAUAUCUGUAAUAAAAAGCGAGGAUGAACGCGAGCAAGUACUACGACGGCUUCGGCCGACAAUUGCUCGACGGCAUGAGCAACGCGCGUAUGCUGCUCUACCUCGUCAAUCCGUACGAGUCGAGCUUCGAGAAGCUGGAGGACGUGCCGGAUUAUCAGAGCCAAGUGUGGCUGUCGUUUUUCGUCCUCAUCCUCCUGGAGAACGCCAUACUCUACGCCAAAAAGGAGGCCAGCUUUCGGCUCAACGACCACGUGAACUCGCUCUCGCACUGGAUCCUGCAGGAAACUGGACGAAUACUGUUUCGCGGAGCCGAGUACUACCUCUACAUAUCGAUCUAUGAAAAAUUCCGAUUAUGGGAGCUGGCUUGGGACUCGCCCUGGACCUGGUGGGCCACGGCGAUCGGCGUGGACUUCUGCUACUACUGGGUGCAUCGAGCUAAUCACGAGGUGCUGUUUCUCUGGGCGCACCAUCAGGUGCAUCACAGCAGCGAGGAAUUCAAUCUCGUAGUCGGCCUACGCCAGUCGAUACUCCAGCAGUGGUGCAGCUUCAUGUUCUACCUGCCGUUGGCGCUGUUCAUACCGCCCUCGCACUUCGUCGCGCAUCACCAGUUCAAUCUGAUCUAUCAGCUCUGGAUACACACGACCGUCAUCGAGGAUUUGGGCCCGCUCGAGUUGGUCUUCAACACGCCCAAGCAUCAUCGAGUGCAUCACGGCUGCAAUCUUUACUGCUUGGACACGAAUUACGGCGGCGUGCUGAUCGUCUGGGAUCGACUUUUCGGCACUUUCGCCACGGAGAGGCCCAAAGAGAAGAUCAUUUACGGGCUGGUAGUCAGUCCCGAGUCGUACGAACCGCUAUAUCUUCAGGUAUUCUACGCGCUGGGAAUGAUCCGCAACAGUCUGAGCAUGAGUAACCUGAGCGACAAGUUGGCCGUGUAUUGGAAAGGCCCAAGCUGGAAGCCCGGACUGCCGCGACUCGGCCUCGACGAGUUCAAAGUUAACGUCACAUCUCGAAUCAAGUACGAUCCAGUUAUUCCAACUUGGCAGAGCUGCUACAUACUCUUUCACUUCUGCCUAGUUCUGUAUGCCCAUUCGCAUCUCUACGAUCACAGCAUCGAAGCGCACAAGUACCUGACGGGUGCGAUGAUCGUCAACAACGUCGCGGCGCUGACGACGAUCGGCCUGCUGUUCGAUCGAUCGCGGAUAGCCGGUCUGCUCGAGCUGGCCCGCUGCUGCGCCUAUCUGUACUUUUUGCGCGACCAGCAGAGCCAGCUCGUCAGCUACGUUUACGCGCUGUCCUGCUGCAUCUGGAUCUGCGACAUCGUCAAGUCCAGGGCGGCGGUUCAGCCGGCCAAAGAAUAAAAAAUCGGCCGGCGUAAAAGAGUACACGUUAAAAACAAAAAAAAAACAAGCGACUGAAGGAGAAAAUCGGAUGUUAUUUUUUUCUGCAUAACAUUUGUGUAGUAUCCUAUUCCCUUGCUUCUGUAUAGAUCUAUAUGAAUGAAUUGGGAACGAGCAAACGAGUUCUCGGCAAACCUGAUGCGAAAAAAUGUACAAAUAUAUUAUUAAUAUCACUAUACACGCUCGAGCAAGGGAUAUGUAUAAUUUUUACAAAAAUUUUCAUUACGUACUAUUUAAGCUCUAAGCUAUAUAUAAUGGGCCAGUAAAGCGACUCUAUCGGAUGCAUUGAUUAUAAAAACUUAGUUUCAGUAGUGCAAUUAUCGAAGUAAUUAAUUUGUAAUUAUCUUUAUAUCUGUACGAUUAAGUUUUCAAGGAGACGAAAAAAUUAACGAUAUUAACGAUAAUAACAAUAACCGAAGAAAAAUAUUUUUCUAGUCUGCGGAAUCGAAUUGAACUCUAUGAUAUAUAAUUAUGCAUUAGCCCGCACUUCGUUGCUUUUGAUAAAAAUUUUCUAAAAUCGACACACCUUCAAAGUGCAAUACACACAUAUAGAUAGUAAUUAUUAUUUAAAAAAAAACAGCCCAACGCGAUUACGUAAGACUCACGCGCGACCCCUCCGCUUUUAUUCUCUCGUAUACGAUAGAUAUAUAUAAUGUAUGUUUCGUUACAUAAAAGGACUAUAUGAUAAUCGCGCUUGAUCUAGAUUUUCUUAUCGCAAAUAGCUUUAAGAGUUCGUAGUUGUUACGCAUUAUACGCGAAGCUGUGAGUGUAAACUUUUUUUUCUCUCUCUCUCUCUCUUUCGUUUGUAAUGACCGCAAUAUUUUUGUAUAUAAUAUAAUACGGCGUUAUUCAAUGCGCAAGUUUUUGUAAUUCGAUCUAUAAUUUGUAUAAUUGUAUUUUGGUACAUUUAUAAUCGCGUAUUAAUCCGAUCAAUGUAAAUUUAACGAUAGUACGUUAAGGCUCACCCACGAAUUACCUGAUUUUAUCGAUAAGAGCGAUAUUUUAUAUCAAUGAAAUUUUGUUAAAAAUCUUGGAAGAAUCUAUUUUUGGAAUAAAUACAUUGUAACUAUUUUCGAAA
Messenger RNA from Trichogramma pretiosum, 3471 nucleotides. Its product is annotated as alkylglycerol monooxygenase-like. Gene Ontology annotation, molecular function: oxidoreductase activity; iron ion binding. The transcript is spliced from 11 exons. Bases 1020 to 2354 code for a protein of 444 amino acids. Gene Ontology annotation, cellular component: endoplasmic reticulum. Gene Ontology annotation, biological process: lipid biosynthetic process. The record is from RefSeq and is a predicted model, not a curated record. Lineage: Eukaryota; Metazoa; Arthropoda; Insecta; Hymenoptera; Trichogrammatidae.